Penicillium macrosclerotiorum is the source of this 846-nucleotide messenger RNA. Its product is annotated as putative mitochondrial inner membrane protease subunit Imp2. Bases 1 to 846 code for a protein of 281 amino acids. Gene Ontology annotation, cellular component: membrane; mitochondrial inner membrane peptidase complex. The transcript has 2 exons. The record is from RefSeq and is a predicted model, not a curated record. NCBI's taxonomy places the organism in Eukaryota, Fungi, Ascomycota, Eurotiomycetes, Eurotiales, Aspergillaceae. Gene Ontology annotation, biological process: mitochondrial respiratory chain complex assembly. Gene Ontology annotation, molecular function: serine-type endopeptidase activity.
AUGUCAAAACCCAACCUCACAUCACAAACCUCAACCCUCCGCGCCCUCAACCCUAGAGAAGCGAAAGCACUCGCUAGCGGCAAGAAACACCCUUCAAUACCAAAUUUGACACCUAUUCUACCAAGUCCAUCAUCGGAGCCCGCAGGCCCCAGCUUCGCUCCCAAACCACGCUUCCGCUCCUUCUUCUCCAACCUCCGCCAGCGAUAUGCAGCACUCCCACGGCCUGUCCGAUUGGCCUGUCGCAGCGCACGUGUACUUGCACCAAUGAUUCCUAUUUGCAUGUUCUUUUCACAGCAUGUCAUGCAAAUAAUGUGGGUCAAGGGCCCAUCAAUGACACCCUACUUGAACGAAGAUUACGACCAGAUGCACACAAAAUAUGACAUGGUACUGGUGAACAUGUGGCCAUUCGGGCAGCUCUGGCCCUGGGCCAGUCCGCGCAGGUUAGAAAGGGGGAUGGUGGUGACAUUUCGGUCACCCGCAAAUUCAUCCCACACUGCUAUCAAGCGCGUUAUUGGCCUCCCCGGCGAUCGUAUCUCCACCCGCGAGCCCUGCCUGAAACCUACUCAGAUCGUUCCGUUCAACCAUGUGUGGCUGGAGGGUGAUGCCGAGAACCCUAACCGAUCUCUCGAUAGCAAUACAUAUGGACCAGUCAGUAUCAGCUUGAUCACAGGGCGAGUGUUUGCUGUUCUUGGGCCACGGAGGCGAUGGUUGAAUUGGGAAGAUUGGGAGGCAGGAAAGGUGGGAAGUGACGCGCCGAAUGACACGUUCAAGGAUGAGUAUCGAAAGGAGGUGCGCGGCCGGGUUGUUAAGCAAGCAGUGCAGAUUGAGCGGCCAGCAGACUUUUGA